AGUUUUCACUCUUGAUUGUGAGGAGGAGUUUGGAGUUCUUAAACCGUCUAAAUAAACUGAGCCCUCUGACAGAGCUGAUCCCCGACAGCCACACACAUUCUUCUGAGCAAAAGGACCAUCUGAAAAAUCUAAAACCAGCAAAAUGGCUUUGACAGGAUGCACCAUGUGUAUUAAAUAUAUGUUGUUCUUCUUUAAUUUUAUCUUCUGGCUGGCUGGAGGUGUGAUUUUAGGAGUGGCCCUGUGGCUUCGCCAUGACAGUCAAACAAGCAACCUGCUCAUACUUCAAUUUGAGGGCAAACAGGCACCAGGAACCUUCUAUACCAGUGUGUACAUACUGAUAGCCGUCGGUGCUGUGAUGAUGCUUGUUGGUUUCGUCGGUUGUUACGGAGCCAUUCAGGAGUCUCAGUGUCUGCUGGGGACGUUCUUCUUCUUCUUGGUGAUUCUCUUUGCUUGUGAAGUGGCUGCAGCAAUCUGGGGUUUCAUGAACAGGGACACAAUCUCCAAAGAACUGAUCAACUUCUAUGACUCUGCAUACAUCAAUGCUCUGGAUGUCUCUGGGUCUAGCAGUAAAGAUUCAGCCAUCAAGGUGCUGCAUGUCUUCCACAAUACGCUUGAGUGCUGCGGUAAAGGAGAUGACACUGCUCUCUUCAAGCAAGUCGCCAGCACCUUGUGUCCUCAAAAAUCCACAGCAGACCUCCUGAAGUCUCAGGAAGACCCCCUAAACCCUCUGAGCUGUCACAAGAAGCUGAGCGAACUGUUCUCACAGAAGCUCUACCUUAUCGGAUUGGCUGCCUUGGUGGUCGCUGUCAUCAUGAUCUUUGAGAUGAUCUUCACUAUGGUGCUCUGCUGCGGGAUCCGUAACAGCCCGGUGUACUGAGAGCCCGGGCAACAAUCCGCAUCAGCCUGUGGUGAUGCAGAUACUCUGGGAGGUGCUAAAGAACAGUUAAUGUAAUACAACAAACACAAUGAGAUGAAUAUCUGUUCUUUGAUUUUCGAUCCAACUUUUUAAAAAUUGCCUCUACAACAGCAUGAAUGAAUAUCACAUUUUUUUUUAAUGCAACAAUCUGACGACAGAUUUUCUGCAUUGUUCAUCCCUCUCUCUCUCUCUCUCUCUCUCUCUCUCUCUCUCUCACACACACACACGCACGGUUCUUGUUCUUUCAAAGGACUCUCCCCACUUUGUGGUUAUACAUCAAAAUGUGCUGUUAGCGUUGUUGAUAUUUCCCCUGAUGAAUCCGAGUACACCAACUUGAGGACAGCAUCCUUGUCUGUUGUUUGUCAUAUUCAUGCAGUGCCAUUAUUUUCUUCAGUUAUUUUUCUUUCAGCUACCAGACCAGUAUGGUAGUUUGCUGAAAAAGUAUAUAAAAUGAUCCCUUUACAU
Thalassophryne amazonica is the source of this 1381-nucleotide messenger RNA. Its product is annotated as CD81 antigen-like. NCBI's taxonomy places the organism in Eukaryota, Metazoa, Chordata, Actinopteri, Batrachoidiformes, Batrachoididae. The record is from RefSeq and is a predicted model, not a curated record. The coding region runs from base 143 to 877 and encodes 244 amino acids. Gene Ontology annotation, cellular component: membrane. The transcript is spliced from 8 exons.